AUGUGCUCUAUUUUAUAUAUCAAUAUUGAAUCUUCUUCAGAAAAGGACGAAGAUCAGUCAGCAUUAGAUGAAGAAAAAGAACCAUUAAAUACCGACAGUGACGUGAAUAAUGUUGACAUUGAAAUAGCUCACGAGGCAGACGAACCCGAGAAGUCCGAGAGAAGCGCUGCACGUGACAAAGUUCAAGACAAACCGGAAACGGCUGGUUUAUUUUCUUUCCUACAAAUACUUACUGCGGUGUUUGGAUCUUUUGCUCACGGAGGAAAUGAUGUAAGGUGGGUUAAGUUUGAGUCUUUUCUGGUAAUGUUCUGA
Molecule: messenger RNA, 312 nt
Organism: Ruditapes philippinarum (Manila clam)
Lineage: Eukaryota; Metazoa; Mollusca; Bivalvia; Venerida; Veneridae
Product: sodium-dependent phosphate transporter 2-like
Exons: 2
Coding region: 1-312 (103 amino acids)
Source: RefSeq, a predicted model, not a curated record